AGGAAUCUUAUUUCAUCACAACCCUCCCCAGGCAGACAGACAGACAGGCAGACAUCCAGCACUGCUCCACUUAGGAACUUACUUCAACCAGUUCCCUUGUCUUCCCUGUUAUUCUGUAAAUACCACAUUUUCUCGGCAUUCAGUGAGAGUGCAACACUCACAUUUUCACAGAUUUAUCUUUCUACUCAAAAUAGGCAAGCCCCAUUUCCUGCCUUGCUGAAGAUCUAUACUCUGGACAUCACUGAGAAAUUUCCAGGGAGACUCAUCCAAAAUUUGAGAGAUGGCAAGUGAAUUCAAGAAAAUUGUUCUUCUGAAAGGAUUACAGGUCAUGGAGGACUACCAGUUUAGAGCAAUCAAGUCCUUACUAAGAAAAGAACUAAAACUUACUAAAAAAAUGCAAGAUGAGUAUGACAGAAUCCAGAUGGCUGACCUGAUGGAGGACAAGUUCAUAAAAGAUGCUGGACUGGCCAAGCUGAUAGAACUGUGCAAAGACGUAGAAGAACUUAAAGAAAUUGCUGAAAAGCUUAAAACAGAGAAGGAAAAAGUUAAAAAUCAAAAGGGAAAAAAAGGUAAAAGUGUGGCAAGAAAAAGAAAGCAAGAUGAACCCAGUAGUUUCCAAAUUUUUUCCACCAGUAAUGAAUCAAUCUCUUCAAAGAAUAAGAUAGAACAACCCAGAAAAACUGAAGCUGGAAAGAAAAGGAAGCUUACACAGAAGAAGACUCAGCUUCCAGAACUUUUAGAAACCAACAUACAAAAAUAUGAAGGCUGUUUCCAGGCUCUCUAUAAGCCUCCACCAAUACCAUCUGGCAGUUCCCCAAACAAGACUCCAAAUCCGAGCAUUACCAGAGGUGAUGUUGUACAAAAUGAUGACAUGACAGUGAUGGUGCUCAACUCAACACAUCCAUUUGAAUAUGAGUCAUCAGAACAUGGAAGAAAGACCAUGUUUCAUGCUAAAGUGGCUACUGCGAAGCAGUAUUACCAUGUGAAAGUUUUCAACGUCUCCCUGAGAGAGAAGUUCACAAAAAAUAAUUUCAUCAUCAUCUCCAAUUUUGUCAAGAGGAAAGGAAUCCUGGAGAUAAAUGAAAAUUCCUCUGUGGUUGAAGCUGGCCCAGACCUAAAGUUUGAAGUCCCCAACAGUAUUAUCAAAAGAGCAAAUGAAACACCUAAGAUCCGUCAUAUUAAAAAGGGUGCUUCAGGAGCACUGUUUUAUGGCUUGUUUACAUUAAUCAAGAAAACAGUGAAAGUAAGGAACACAAUCUAUGAAAUAAAAGACAAUGAAGAAAAUCAUAUAGAAGUGGUGGGGAACGGAAUAUGUUACAACAUCAACUGUAAGGAAGGAGAUAAACUCCAACUCUACUGCUUUCAGCUGAGAACAAUUGACAAGCAACCAAAAUUAGUGAGUGGAGAUCACAGUUUCAUUGAGUUCCCACCAUUUGCCUGUAAAUUUGAACUCAUUGGCACAGGAGACAACUUCCUGAACAAAACACCAACAGCACAGACUCUAAAAUCAACAAUCAAUAAAUGGGACCUCAUGAAACUGAAAAGCUUCUGUAAAACCAAGGACACUGUCAUCAGAACAAAACAACAACAAUGGGGAAAGGACCUUCACCAAUAUAUAUCUGACAGAGGCUUAAGAUCCAGAAUUAAUAAAGAACUAAAGAUGUUAAAAAGGAAAUCAUGAAAUUUGCAGGUAAAUGGUGGGACCUGGAAAGGAUCAUCCGAGAGAGUUGUCCCAGAAGCAGAAAGACAUACAUGGUAUGUACUCACUCAUAUAGACACAUAACAUAGGAUAAACCUCCUAAAAUCUGUACAUCUAAAGAAACUAAUUAAGAGAGAGAAUCCUGACUAAAACACUCAAUCCCCAUCGGACAGGCAAAUAGGAUAGACAUCAGAAGAAGAAGAAAACAGAAAACAACCUAGGCUCCUGCCUCAGAGGGCCUCUGAAAGGCUCUGCCCUGCAGAUUGUCAAAGCAGACUCUGAGACUUAUGGCCAACUGUUGGGUAAAGUACAGGGAAUCUUAUGUAAGAAGUGGGAAAUAGUAAGAUCUGGAGAGGACAGGAACCCCACAAGGAGAGCAACAGGACCUGAAAAUUUGAACACAGGAGUCUUCCCAGAGACUCAUACUCCAACCAAGUACCAUGCAUGCAGAUAACCUAGAACCCCUGCACAGAUGUAGUCCAUGGCAGCUUAGUGUACAAGGAGGUUACAUAGUAAUGGGAAGAGGGAAUGCCUCUGACAUAAUCUGAUUGGCCUGUUCUUUGAUCACCUCCCCCUGAGGAGAGAGCAGCCUUACCAGGCCACAGAAGAUGACAAUGCAGCCAUUCCUGAUGUGAUUUGAUAGACUAAAAUCAGAAG
Molecule: messenger RNA, 2356 nt
Organism: Meriones unguiculatus (Mongolian gerbil)
Lineage: Eukaryota; Metazoa; Chordata; Mammalia; Rodentia; Muridae
Product: myeloid cell nuclear differentiation antigen-like protein
Exons: 7
Coding region: 281-1681 (466 amino acids)
Biological process (GO): activation of innate immune response; response to bacterium; positive regulation of interleukin-1 beta production
Cellular component (GO): nucleolus
Molecular function (GO): double-stranded DNA binding
Source: RefSeq, a predicted model, not a curated record